UCCAUUAUUAUUAUUUGCAGUAGAGUAGCUGGCUGCCAGGAUACGCGUAUACUCCAUACUUGGAUUUGGAAUAACUUCACUUCUUUAAACCUCUCUCACACACACACACACCUCCAAAAUCCACACAACACAAAACUACUCCUCCUCCUCCUCCUCCUCAGCCACCACCACCACCACCACUUCAUCCUCCACAAAUUUCAAACCUCCUCACACUUGUAAUACAAAACACAAAAAAAACAAAACAAAGAAAUGCAAACGUGAAGAAAUCACCUCACCAUUUAGUGCAUUUCUAAAAUGAUGAAAAAAACACAAACAUUCUUCCUCAUUACACUGUUUCUAACCAUAAACACACUCUCUCUUUCAGCUCUUGCAACCGAUGACCCAUCUCUUGUCUUUGAAAACAACCGUAUCAGAGACGCUUACACAGCAUUACAAUCAUGGAAACAAUCCAUUCUCUCUGAUCCAUUAAAUUUCACUACAAAUUGGGUUGGAUCCAAUGUAUGCAACUACACCGGCAUUUACUGUGCUCAAGCAUUAGACAACCCUAAAAUACGCACAGUCGCCGGUAUCGAUCUCAAUCACGCCGACAUUGCCGGUUAUUUACCUGAUGAGCUUGAUCUCUUAACAGAUCUCGCACUUUUCCACGUAAACUCUAACAGAUUCUGUGGCACUGUACCACACACUUUCAACAAAUUGAAACUUCUCUUCGAAUUGGAUCUCAGUAAUAACAGAUUCGCGGGGAAGUUUCCAGAAGUUGUAUUAAACCUUCCUGUUCUCAAGUUUUUGGAUAUAAGGUUCAAUGAAUUCGAAGGUACGGUUCCAAAAGCGCUUUUUGAUAAAGACUUAGACGCGAUUUUCAUAAACGACAAUCGUUUUGCGUUUGAGUUACCUGAUAAUUUUGGUAAUUCGCCUGUUUCCGUUGUCGUUUUGGCAAAUAACAAAUUCCAUGGAUGCAUUCCUUCCAGUUUAGGGAACAUGUCUAACUUAAACGAAAUCAAUUUUUUGAAUAAUUUGUUUAAGUCAUGUUUACCUUCUGAGAUUGGAUUAUUGAAGAAUCUCACAGUUUUCGAUGUGAGUUUUAAUCAGUUGGUUGGUUCGUUACCGUCGGCUAUUGGCGGUGCGGUAAGUUUGGAGCAACUUAAUGUGGCGCAUAAUGUGUUUUCUGGUAAAAUUCCGGCGAGUAUUUGUAUGUUGCCUAAUCUUAAGAACUUUACGUUUUCUGAUAAUUUCUUUACUGGUGAACCUCCGGCGUGUGCUGCUUUGCCGGCGGUUGAUGAUAAGAGAAAUUGUUUGCCGUCGAGGCCGUUACAGAGAUCUUCUGGAGAAUGUGCGUCGGUUUUGUCUAAACCGGUGGAUUGUAAGUCGUUUAAGUGUAAACCGUUUGAUCCAUCUUCGCCUUCACCAUCGCCGGCAGUGUCACCUAUAUCUCCGUCACCACCGGGAGUAUCACCGCCAGCUGUAUCACCUUCUCUUCCGCCACCGGUAACAGUGACACCUAUCUCUCCAUCACCGCCUGGAGCUGCACCUUCUUCUCCACCACCGUCCACAGGGACACCUAUUUCCCCAGCACCGCCGGUAGUGUCACCUUCAUCUCCUCCACCAACGCACUCUCCUCCGGAUGUGCAUUCACCACCUCCAUCUCCAACAACUCCUGUGGUGUCGCCACCGUCACAUACUAUGCCACCAUCUCCGCCACUAAAUUCACCACCAUCUCCUGAUCCUCAUUAUGGCUCAUCGCCUCCUCCAACUCAUUCACCACCAUCAUUGCCCCCACAUUCCCCUGUUUUUUCACCACCGCCGGGAACAACACCUUCCUCUCCACCAACGCCGGUAGUGCCACCUUUCUUACCUUUCUAUCCACCACCAACGCACUCUUCUCCGCCGGUGUUUUUACCACCACCGACAGCUCCUCAUUAUGGCCAAUUGCCUCCUCCACCUCUAUCACCCCCUCAUUCCCCUAUUCUUUCACCACCACCACCAGGAACACCACCUUUCUCUCCACCAAAGCCUGUAGUGCCACCUUCCUUUCCACCACCAACACACUCUUCUCCGCCGGUGUAUUUACCACCACCGGCAGGCCCUCAUUAUGGCCAAUCGCCGCCUCCACCUCCAUCGCCCCCUCAUUCCCCUGUUCAUUUACCACCACAAACACCACCAUAUCAAUCUCCACCGCCUUCUGUAGGACCUCAUCCGUCACCAUCACCACCUUGUGAAGAUCCAGCCCCACCACCACCACCACCAUCUUCUUCUUCCACACCACCGCCACCAGUAUAUGUUUCUCCACAUCCACCAUUUCAAUAUAGUCCUCCAUCACCACCACAUCGACCAUUUCAAUAUACUCCUCCGUCACCACCACAUCCAUUCCCUGUGCAUUACAGUUCCCCACCACCACCCCAUGUUCAUUACAGCUGGCCUCCACCACCCCCCGUAUUAUGGUCUCCUCCACCACCCACCCCUGCAUAUGGAGGGCCAUUGCCACCAAUCGCUGGACUCCCAUACGCAUCGCCUCCACCACCACCUUACUAUUGAUUCUUUUGGUAUUUUAUCUACUCUCACCCUUUCCCUUUACAAAUGACACAAGUCAGUUAGUCACGUUUUUGUUAUUGUGGCUGAGAUCAUCCUCUAUGCGACUAUGGAGGAAAACUACUACACAAGAGUUUGUUCAAGGCUUCUUUUGGAUUGAUGAUGCAGAAAGAUAUGUGAAUGUAAGAGGAGAAAGGUUCUACGUAUUGAUUUUACUUUGUUAUGAAUAUUCUACUAGCUUGUAGAGAAGGAAAAAAAAAUGUAUGUAUUGGAAUGAAUUGGAGAUCACAAUUCAUGGCCACGGAAACUUUUGCUUUCUAAUUUAGUAUAUGUAUUAUUAUAGUUGAUGAUCAUUUCAUUUCUAUUGAUUUUAUGCAAUGAGAUUUGGGAUAA
Messenger RNA from Trifolium pratense (red clover), 2916 nucleotides. Its product is annotated as leucine-rich repeat extensin-like protein 4. Gene Ontology annotation, molecular function: protein binding. NCBI's taxonomy places the organism in Eukaryota, Viridiplantae, Streptophyta, Magnoliopsida, Fabales, Fabaceae. The transcript has a single exon. The record is from RefSeq and is a predicted model, not a curated record. Bases 295 to 2529 code for a protein of 744 amino acids.